GCUGGCGUCACGCUUAGCACACUGGUGAAUACGGCACGUAUAGAGACGUAAACGGAGCACACCGUGUACUUCGAAGAAUCCGCGUUUAGAGUGCGCGUGCGAGAGGGAUAGACAGUGCAAACCGGCUGCUACUUCGACUUCUUUCAUCUCUUUAUAUUCGUACUUAGUGAAACAGCAUGGCCGAGAGCAAAGGAUCGCUCAUUGCCAAAUCCGUGCAAAAGCACGCUGGCAGAGCUAAAGAAAAGUUCCUACAGAACUUGGGCAAGGUCGACAAAACGGCGGACGACAUAUUCGACGAGCACCUGCAGAACUUCACGAGGCAACAGAACGCGGCGAAUCGGCUGCAGAAGGAAUUCAAUAACUACAUCAGGUGUAUCCGAGCGAUGCAGCAGGCGUCCAAGACGCUGAUGGACUCGCUGAACGAGAUCUACGAGAGCCAGUGGACCGGCCACGACAUGCUCUACGUGCAGGCCCAGAAUCUCGACAUGCUCUGGCAGGACUUCGCUCACAAGCUGGCCGAUCAAGUGCUCGUGCCGCUCAACACCUAUCAGAGCCAGUUCCCCGAGAUGCGGAAAAAGAUCGACAAGCGCGGUCGCAAGCUCGUCGACUACGACAGCCAGAGGCACAACUUCCAAGCGCUGCAGUGCAACCCCAAGAAGCGCGACGAGCUCAAGGUGUCCAAGGGCAAGGAGCUGCUCGAUGAGGCGAAGCGCACCUAUGAGCAGAUGAAUUCCGAACUGCACGACGAGCUGCCAGCUCUGUUCGACUCGCGCGUUCUCUUCCUGGUCACCAAUCUGCAGACGCUCUUCGCAGCCGAGCAAGUCUUCCACACCGAAAGCGCCAAGGUCUAUUCGGAGCUCGAGGCGAUCGUCGACAAACUGGCCAAUCAACGAGGCUCGUACACGCAUAAGAAGAGCUUGUCGCAGCCGCAGUCGCCCAAGUCGCCCAACGCCAACUCGUCACUCAUCAUCAACACGCAACCACCACAGAACAACAUCUCAGCAGCGAGCACAAACGACUCGACCCCGGUGUCAGCCGAGUCGUCGUACGAACACGAGGCGGCGACGCCGGUUGAGCACUCGGUGGCAGUGGCGCCCGUUGUCGCGGCGCAGCUCAACGGCAACGCCAACAACGGCAACGCCAGCGCCAAUAACAGCAAUAACGACAGCGCAGCCUCGCUCAAUAAUCAGGAGGUCUCGCAGCCGCAAAACUGCCCAAAGUCCCAUGCCAAUCGUGGCGUCGAGGAGCUAUACGACAUUCCCGUCGAGGUGGAAUAUGAAAAUGGUAUCCAUUUAUCUGCAGGGGCGACAACUGACAAUCUACCACCGGGAGUACUCUACAGGGUUAAGGCCACUUACAAGUAUAAUCGCGAGGACAUUGACGAGCUGUCGUUCGAGGUCGGCGAAAUCAUUCGCGUUGUCGAAUAUGACGAUCCUGAAGAACAGGAGGAAGGUUGGUUGAUGGGUAUAAAGGAGGGCACAGGCGAGAAGGGCAUGUUCCCUGCGAAUUUCACGAAGCCGCUGUGAAGCCUGCAAGCGAUCCAACAGCAGAUAGCCGCACGCAGCCAACUCAGCUCUUUGCCGAGGCGCUCGGCCACCAACGUGCCUUAAAUCAGCCCAGCCACUGUCUGUGCCAAUCGACGACAACCGCUCGUCGUUUAAUUCGAUCCCUUCCCUCCUCUUCCAUCCCUUCUCCACCCAUUUUUUAUCCCUUAUCGAACGCGCACCGAGCAUCACUCAUUUGUUGUUAGUAUUAUCAUUGCUUUUUUUCUCUCUCGAUCGAACUGCCGGGCUCGGUGCACCUUCGACUCGAAAGUCUUGUAUAGCAGCGGGUCAUCGUCGUUAGCUUCGCGCGCGAGAGAGCUCCAGCCCAAUGGAAUCGCUAGCGACUCGCUCUUUGAGAUUGUAUAUUUUGUACGAAUUAGCUUCGCCUGCGUGUUUUCGAGGUGAUUAUAAAUUGACGGUUAUAAUCGAGCGAGUCGCUCUCGAGCGAGAUUAUUACGCUGGAAUUUUCCAAUGUCCCGCUGCUACUGAGAAUCACUACCGCGUUAUAUAUAUAUAUAUAUGUAUGCAUAUAUAUAUAUAUAUAUAUAUAUACAUAUGUAUACAGUGUCUGUGUACACCACACGUGUACGUGUCAAUGUACAUGUCGCCAAUCAAAUUGAGUUUAUUGCACGCGCGAGCGAUGAGCUAAAUGAAAUACACUAUAUGCGCGUAUGUUGAGUAAUAAUGAAGUAUCUUAUGCGGAAAAGUCUAUUAUUGAUAAAUUAAUAUUAUUUUAUGGAUUUGUACAUAGGACUACCUGUAAAUCGUAAGACUAUUAUUAUCAGGAGAUUCGUCCACUCGCGCGAGCCGAGAUCGACUUCAUUUUUGUUUUCGUUCAUUGAAAAGAUUCUUUUUAAGAAUAGUAUUUUUUUCUUGUUUGACGCCGAAUCGACAAUGAUUCGAGCCUAGGUCUGUGAAAGUUAAAUUUCUUUUUUUGGAGAGCUCAUCCAUAUACCUUCUCAUCGAAAAUAUGACACAUCUUCAUCAUUAGGAGAUAAUCAAUUGUAUAGCGUGUGGACGAAUUGUGAAAUCUUAUACGAUCGAUUGUAUUCAAUCCAUGAUUUCGAAAGAUGAUGUCCAGAAAGAAAAAAUAAAAGAUUUUGUAAUCAAUUUACCCAUCUGAAAGAUUCAUCUAACGGUCACGAAUUAUUAACUUGGAUCCUAUUUUGAUUGUUUUUUUUUUAUAAACGCGUAAAAAGUAUAUAAGCUUCUAAACGUUGAUGUUUGCACAUCGAUGCCCAAUAAUGAAUUGACUAAAACGACUUCACCUUUACGAGUUUAAAUAAUUAUAAUGAUUAAUAUUAAUUAUUAAUAAACUUCAUAACGAGAAAACACUUGAGUAUUGUAUCAAACCCCUGUUUGUAAUGUAAUUGCGACAAUAUAAACUUUAAAACGAGAAACAGUAAAGCGAGUCAGUGAACGUCAUGAACGAGUUCGCAUGAAUGUUUUUAUUCCGUUAUAUAAUUUAAGAAACGACAAAUUAUAGUCAAGAUGGAUUGUUCUUUUAUACAAAUUUUCAAAUGUUUAAGUUGAAGGAUCGAAUCAUUGUUACGCCUAAGAGCUUGAUCUAUAUAUUUAAAUCUUCAAUGGCUGAAUCUUUCUUUCUAUGUUGAAAGAAGAAGGCCAAUCAACGAAAGACUGGUGUCAAUUAUUCGAGAUAUAUGUCAGUACGUGAAUAAUGCCAAAUCUUUUAUGCUUCCUGUUGAAAAUUUUGUAAGAUUUUACACGUACACGCGUUUUUAUAGGCCAAAGUAUAUACAACAGCGGGUGAAAGUAUAUUUACUCUACCUAAUUAAGCGAUAAUCAAUCAUGCAGUCUUCAUUUUGCGAGUAAGCUUUAUUCUCUGUAGAAAAACCCUCGAAACAAAACAAACAAAAAUUCGGUGUAACUAUGAAAUCGAUCGUUGUUAUAUCGUUUGUCAUAUUUAUGUCGUGUUGUCUAAUUUUACUUUAGCCAUAUUUGCAAGUGUAUAACCAUAGAAAUAGCUAUAAAUGAUACAAAAGAAUAAGUAAUAAUUAUAGUACAAUAAAGUAGCAAGUGU
Messenger RNA from Phymastichus coffea, 3585 nucleotides. It is a transcript of the gene Amph, whose product is annotated as myc box-dependent-interacting protein 1. The coding region runs from base 177 to 1526 and encodes 449 amino acids. Gene Ontology annotation, cellular component: cytoplasm; plasma membrane. The record is from RefSeq and is a predicted model, not a curated record. NCBI's taxonomy places the organism in Eukaryota, Metazoa, Arthropoda, Insecta, Hymenoptera, Eulophidae. Gene Ontology annotation, molecular function: protein binding; phospholipid binding. The transcript has 9 exons.